AUGCCUUGUCCUCCUGGAGAGCAGCCCAAGUGCCAUUCUGGGAAGAAUGAGACAAGAAGCAUUAGGUUGUCCUCCUCUCAGCACAUUUCAUGGCUACGGGGAACAGCUGCCUUUUUUUUCUGGAGCCUUAGAAGGUGCGGCAUCCAGAACAAGGACCUCAGCAGCCAGGAUGAAAUGGAAAUAGAGGCCUCCGAGUGCAGGAUGCAUCCCCACUCUAAGCUCUGUUCUCACUUUUGGCCAAUUCUUUGCCCCAAUUCUUGGAGCUCAGAUGAAAACAGCAGUGGAAGUGACUUGCCCCCCUCUCAGUGCAAGGGCUCAAGCAAGUGCAGGGAAAUGGAUACACAGCCUUCCAUAGAUAGCUGUCUAACCUCUCUGCACAAAACACUCUCUCUGUCAGCAGCUUCUACAGACAAACAGAAGAACCCUUCCGUGGGACAUGAGGAGCAUAGCUGUGAGUAUGGGUCAUUGUCGUAUCUGCUGCUGUGUUCCUUGGGUGGUCUCCUGAGUUGUGGUGUAACACACACGGCUGUGGUGCCACUGGAUGUGGUGAAGUGCCGCAUGCAGGUGGAACCUAAACGCUAUCGGGGACUUGUGCAAGGCCUUACUCUCACAGUGCAAGAGGAGGGGACUCGUGGUCUGGUCAAAGGAUGGGCUCCAACAGCCAUAGGCUAUUCCAUGCAAGGACUUGGCAAGUUUGGUCUCUAUGAAUUCUUCAAGAUACAUUACUCUGACCUGCUGGGUCCAGAACAAGCUUAUUUGUGGCGGACCAGCAUCUACCUUGCUGCUUCAGCCAGUGCUGAGUUCUUUGCUGACAUUGCUUUGGCCCCAAUGGAAGCAGUAAAGGUACGAAUUCAGACCCAAGAGGGCUAUGCCAACACGCUGAGGGAAGCAGCUCCCAAAAUGUACAUUGAAGAAGGACUAUGGGCUUUCUAUAAGGGUGUGGCUCCACUCUGGAUGCGCCAGAUCCCCUAUACUAUGAUGAAGUUUUCCUGCUUUGAACGAACUGUAGAAGCUCUCUAUAAAUACGUCGUACCAAAGCCACGGGAUAAGUGCAGCAAGAUGGAACAACUUGGAGUUACUUUUGUUGGUGGAUAUAUUGCUGGCAUCUUCUGUGCUGUAGUCUCGCACCCAGCUGAUUCUGUGGUGUCUGUGCUGAACAAAGAAAAGGGAAGCACUGCCAUAGAUGUCCUCAGGAGGUUGGGCAUAUAUGGCAUCUGGAAAGGCCUCUUCACCCGCAUCCUGAUGAUUGGCACCCUCACUGCACUGCAGUGGUUCAUCUAUGACUCAGUUAAGGUUUAUCUCAAGCUGCCUCGGCCCCCACCACCUGAGAUGCCUGCCUCUUUGAAGAAGAAACUCUAA
Messenger RNA from Varanus komodoensis (Komodo dragon), 1359 nucleotides. Its product is annotated as phosphate carrier protein, mitochondrial-like. The transcript has a single exon. Gene Ontology annotation, cellular component: mitochondrial inner membrane. The record is from RefSeq and is a predicted model, not a curated record. NCBI's taxonomy places the organism in Eukaryota, Metazoa, Chordata, Lepidosauria, Squamata, Varanidae. Bases 1 to 1359 code for a protein of 452 amino acids. Gene Ontology annotation, biological process: mitochondrial phosphate ion transmembrane transport. Gene Ontology annotation, molecular function: phosphate transmembrane transporter activity.